Pseudoliparis swirei is the source of this 3001-nucleotide messenger RNA. It is a transcript of the gene fam234b, whose product is annotated as family with sequence similarity 234 member B. The coding region runs from base 458 to 2485 and encodes 675 amino acids. NCBI's taxonomy places the organism in Eukaryota, Metazoa, Chordata, Actinopteri, Perciformes, Liparidae. The transcript is spliced from 13 exons. The record is from RefSeq and is a predicted model, not a curated record.
AUUCAUCACCGCUGCCUCACGUCGCUCGUCUCUCGGACCCGCUGAAGGAGAAAUGGCUGCAGCUCUGUCCCGUGCCCUCAAAUUACCCGGUCUGUAAAUCGAGCAGAAUGCCUUAUGAUGGACUCAUCGUGUUUUGACCAUCACGUGACCUCCAUGCAAUCAUUUUACGAUGUGGUAUAACAAGCAGUAGUUGUAGUGUUAUUAGGAGUAUUGACACACUGCAGAUGAGAUAACUUUAUUCUUAUUACCUCUAAAAUAAACAAAGUAUAUCAAUGUGUAUAGUUAUAUGUGUUAAUGCCACCCUGACCAUUGUUUAAUGUGGUAAUUAAACCAUGUUUAAUUGUGUUAAUUAAAUGAAAUAGAGUAGUAGAGAUUAAAACCCGUAGCGACAUCUAAAGGAGUGAAGGAAGGAUGCAUCCACAAUGCAUCAGUAUUGUAAAAUAAUAUCUGAGUUAUUAUGCGUGAACGGUGUGUCCCCGCAGGGAAGAAGGACUCGGAGCUCGGCGAGUACGACCCUCUCACUCAGGCCGACAGCGAGGACGAGAGCGAAGAGGAUGACCUCGUGCUCAACUACCCCCGAAACGGCCUCGGCUCCUUGAAUCCGCGGGGCGGCCGAUCGGGAAGUCUCGUGGGGUCCGGCGACGAGGCGCCGGAGGACGAGGAGGAGGAAGAGGACGAAUGGAGAGAACGUCUGCCCAGCAAAUCCCGACUGGAGCGAGACGACGCCAAGGGCACGCAGUACUGGAGCCCCCGGGACCCGGGGGCGAGGGACCGGGCCGGAGAGGACAGAGGCGGCCCCGCGGGCCCCCUGGGGGGAUCCGGUCCGGGGGACCACGGCGCCGAUGCGGAGAAAAAGAGGCUGAGGAUGAAGACCGCCGUCCGCAGUGCGGCCUUCGUGGUGCCGCUGGUGUGCGCCGCGCUGCUCGUGCUGCUGUGUGCGUUCCUGAUCCCGUGCCAGAAGGGAGCGCUGGGAAAGAGGCGGCAGUGGGAGAGAGCGCUGGGAGACGCCGGAGGUGUCACACCGCCCGCGCUGGCGCUGUGGGACGUGGAUGGCGACUCGGUGGAGGACGUGUUGCUGGCCGUCACCGAAUGGACCAACGACACGCGGCCCAGCAAGAUCUACAGCGCGGUGGCCCUGUCUGCGGUCGGCGGCCGGGUGCUGUGGAUGAAAGUCAUGCGGGAGUCCGUGAUGUACAUCCAGUGCGGCCUGCAGGACGUCACCCAGCCGGCCCCCGUAGUCCUCCUCGUCGGGAAGUCCAUCCUCGUGGCGGUCAACGGCUCCUCAGGGAAGACGUUGUGGUCGGUCCCGCUGAGGAACGUCGAAUCCCAGGCGGUGUUACUUCCGGACCUCCAGGGCGACUCGGUGCCCGAUCUGCUGAUAGCCACCCUGCCGGCGGACGAGGAGGCGCUGGACCUCUGCCUGACGUUGUUCUCCGGGCGGACGGGGGCGAAGCUCGGACGCGCCGUGCCUUUCAACCUCACCGGGCAAGGGAAGCUGAUCGGUCCUCUGCUGCACGAGACGCAGCAGGGGGCGUACUACAUCCUGUUCGGACUGGGUAAUGUCGAGGCCAUCUCCCUGCAUGAUAUCUACAUUCGAGCCAUUGGCACGAUGCCCAUAACUCAGGCCCUCAGAAGGAAGGAUCCGGGGUGGGAGGGACUCAAGAAAUCCAACUCCACCUCCUUCAUACACGUUUACAGGGGGUCUGAGCAGGUGGAGUACCUGCUCCCUCUGGUGGCCGGCUUGGGCGACAACCACAACAGCCUGGACACGGCUUUUGACCUCAACUCCACCAGGAGUGACUGGGUGCUGGUGUACGGCCCCGGCAAGCUGUCGGUGCUCCGGCAGAGAGACCUGCGGAAAGACUGGACCUUCAACAUGGCGUCCAAUCACAGCCAACCGGUCCCAGGACACUUCAACGAUGACGGCAUUCUGGAUCUCUUCGUUCAGCAUUCAGCGAACGGCGUCAUGAAGGCGCUGGUUGUUGACGGAGCAGAUGGACGUCUUCUCUGGUCGGCGGAGUUCCUGUGUCCCCAUCUGGUUUUGGAAACCUCCGCAAUCUCCACCUCCACCGGCCAGUCAGCGUUCCUCUUCUGGGCCAGAGAUCCAAUCAAAGCGCGGAAGAAUGUUACCGAGGCAACCGUGUCUCCGGGCGUCGCUGCGGCGGAGCCGCUCAUCAGGAAGCUCUUCCUGUUGCACCCUGCGUACCCCACCGUCCUGCUGGAGCUCUCCAGCACCACGGACACGGCCGUCACCUCCGCAGUGAGUUACGAGGAGCGCCAGAAGGACGCCUCCUACAUCACCGUGUCCUCGCGGCCCACGCCCGACUCUGAGCCCCGCGCCCGGGUCGUCAAGAGCAUGAGCGUCAGAGCGGCCAUCGGCGAGGGCCGAAUAGUCCGACUGGACAACAAGCCCGGGGCAGCCGCCAAGCCCGGCGUGUUCGAGGUCAACAAGUUCUUCAGGGGGUUGACCUUUAAGAACCAGUGAGGAGCCGCCAGGAGGGGACGGAGGGCCCAGUGGGAAGUCCUCCGCAGCUGUAUAGACACAUCUGGUCGGGUUCAGGUUGGAUUUUGACUUCUGCUCCGUAAAAGACUGUUUGUAGGCCGGUUGGGUUUUUAUUGCUUUACAAUGUUUGUAGAAUGUUUAUUUAACUUGCAUUUUGGGGUCUUUAAUAUUUCAUCGGAUGCUGACGAUCGUUUGGACUUGAUGCAAAGAGGAACUUGAUGCUUCGGUACGAUGUGUUUACCGGACGCAGCACUCGUAACUGUUCCAUGGCCCGAGUGUGAGUGUGUGGCUUCAUUUGGUUACUAAUACAUAUAUAUAUAUAUACAGUGGGUUUGUAAAUAUGUAAUGCUGUACAGUAUUUAUUGAAUUGUUGCAAUGUUUUGAACCUUCUCACUUAAUUUGUUGUGAAAUGCUGCUCAAGAUUAUUAUCAUUACCUAACUGUAAAGCUGCCACUUCACACAUCGCCAAUGAAAGUAUGAAAAGCAAUUCUUACUGCA